AUGUCUGUCACAGCAUCUCACCAUGACAACACUAGAAGAUGUGCCAAUUUUACUCCUGAUAUUUGGGGAAAUAUGUUUCUUCAAUAUGCUUCAGAAUCUGAGGAUGUUGAUGACAGCGUGGAACAUAAAGUGCAUAAAGAGAAACUAAAGAUGUUUAUAUCUUCCAACCAUCAGAGUCGUUCAGAAAUACUGAACUUCAUUGAGUUGGUCAAACGUUUGGGAGUCUCUUACCACUUCGAACAAGAGAUUGAAGGAGCAUUGGCAAAGAUUCACAGCAUGUAUACCAGCAACAACAUCCUUAUCAUGCAUCAGGAUGGAGAUGAUGAUCUUCACUCUCUUGCUUUACUCUUUAGAUUGCUGAGGCAACAUGGAUAUCCCAUUUCAUCUGAUGUAUUUGAGAGAUUCAAGGACGGGAAGGGAGAGUUUAAUAUUAAUCAAAAUCUUGCCAAGGACGUCAAAGGAAUGUUGGCCUUGUAUGAAGCUGCACAAUUAGAGGUUCACGGAGAGAAUAUAUUUGAUGAAGCUCUUCAUUUCACUUACACUCUCCUUAAAUCCCUCACUGAUAACAACCAAUUGAGCCCUAUUCUCAACACAACCGCAAGAUCCUUCCCAAAAUCACAUGAUAAUGUUGCUCAACUUUGCAAAGCUAGAUUUCAAUAUGUUGCAGAAACUGCAUCGAAAAGAGCUUGGUGGUGGAAAGAAUCAGAAUUUACGAGGAAGGUACCCUAUGUUAGAGAUAGGUUGGUGGAGUCCUACUUGUGGGCUUUAUCCCUGUCCAAUGAGCUUCAAUUCAGCAUUGCAAGAAUGUUAGUUGGCAAACUGGUUGCUACUAUCGCUCUUCUUGAUGAUACUUACGAUGUCUAUGGCAAACUUGAAGAGCUUGAGCCCUUCACAGAGGCCGUCCACAGAUGGGAUAUAGGUCUCAUUAAAUCUCUUCCAGAGGGCAUGAAAGUGGUGUUUGAAGCAGUUAUAGAACUAUGCAGUGAAAUGGAGAUGCAAAAUGGUGCCAUGAACACUACGUUCCAAGUUAUGAGGUGUACAAGGAUAAUUAAGGGAGCUGUUUCCACUACUUGCCCACUUCUGAUAUCUUCAUUUCUCGGACUUGGAAACCUUGCAACCAAAAAGGCGUUUGAAUGGCUUGCCACACAUCCCAAAAUUAUUAGGACUAUGUCAACGAUUGGCAGACUCCUCGAUGACAUGGCCUCUCAUAAUUUUGAGCAGGAGAGAGAGCAUGUUGCUUCAGGAGUUGAGUGUUGCAUGAAGCAAUUUGGAGUUUCAGAAGAAGAGGCUCAUAAAAUGCUCAAUGAUGACAUCAAAAAUUGCUGGAAGGAUAUUAACGAAGAGUGCCUGAAUAAUCCACAAAACGUCCUAAAGUCUGUGCUUGAUUGUGUCGUCAAUUUGGCUCGAGCGGCUGAGGUUUUCUAUGAAAACAAGCAAGACAGAUUCACCAACGUUUCCCCCAUUAUCUUCAUGUUCAGAUUUUUAUUGCUCUCCUCGAGAGAACCUUCAAUCAACCUUCAUCUCCUACUCGCCUUUUCCAUUCUGAUUCAGUUGUUGGCAUUCAUCGUGAGUUCACCGCGAGUUUGCUGCCACAAUAAGUUUGUUGAAGAUUCGACUGUGAGUUUUCCCCUGUUUCGCGCUGCAAAUCGCUCACCUUUGUUAGUUCAGCUUAUUCGUCCUCUGAUUAUCUACAUCGCCGGCCAUUGUUCUUCCUUGUUGCUUUUUGUGCAACAGUUCCUCCUUCUUUUAGCUUCACAUGUACGGGGCGCGAUUUCCUUCAUCUUCCCCUAUCGAUUGGCAUCAACAAGAGCAACCACAUUCCAUGACUAAUCUUUUCCUCCUCUUCCUUAUCCUCACCGAGCUAUCCUCUUCCUAGUCUGGCUCUGCUUCAUC
This is a messenger RNA of Prosopis cineraria, 1893 nucleotides long. Its product is annotated as probable terpene synthase 2. The transcript has 11 exons. The record is from RefSeq and is a predicted model, not a curated record. Gene Ontology annotation, biological process: diterpenoid biosynthetic process. Lineage: Eukaryota; Viridiplantae; Streptophyta; Magnoliopsida; Fabales; Fabaceae. Bases 1 to 1830 code for a protein of 609 amino acids. Gene Ontology annotation, molecular function: terpene synthase activity; magnesium ion binding.